Tachyglossus aculeatus (Australian echidna) is the source of this 2459-nucleotide messenger RNA. RefSeq names its product protein O-linked mannose N-acetylglucosaminyltransferase 2 (beta 1,4-) (gene POMGNT2). Gene Ontology annotation, molecular function: protein O-acetylglucosaminyltransferase activity; protein binding. Lineage: Eukaryota; Metazoa; Chordata; Mammalia; Monotremata; Tachyglossidae. The coding region runs from base 78 to 1850 and encodes 590 amino acids. The transcript has a single exon. The record is from RefSeq and is a predicted model, not a curated record. Gene Ontology annotation, cellular component: endoplasmic reticulum. Gene Ontology annotation, biological process: protein O-linked glycosylation via mannose.
GCGCCGCCCGCCCACCUCCACUGCCCAGGCCCACACCCCUACCCCCGUCCACGCACUAGGGCCCCGGCGGCGGCAGGAUGAACGUCGCGGCGGUGCUGAACGGCCUGCUGGUGUCCGUCCUGGCGGCCCUGCUCUGGAAGCACGUCCGGCUGCGGGAGCACGCCCUGGCCCUGGAGGAGGAGCUGACCCUGAGCCGCCAGCCGCCCCCGGGCCAAGAGCCGGGCCAGACCCAGGAAGACUACCAGGCGGCCCUGCGGGCACUGCUGGAGGAGGGCACCCGCAUGGUGUGCACGGGCCGCAUGCACACGGACCGCCUGUGCCGCUUCGAGUCGCUCUGCUACUCCACCGAGGCCGAGGAGUUCGUCUUCUUCCACAGCAACGCCUCGGUCAUGUUGCCCAGCCUGGGGUCGCGCCGGUUCCAGCCGGCUCUGCUGGACCUGUCCUCAGUGGAGGACCACAACACCCAGUACUUCAACUUCGUGGAGCUGCCGGCCGCCGCCCUGCGCUUCCUGCCCAAGCCGGUCUUCGUCCCGGACGUGGCCCUGAUCAGCAACCGCUUCAACCCGGACAACCUGAUGCACGUGUUCCACGACGACCUGCUGCCGCUCUUCUACACCAUGCAGCAGUUCCCCGACUUGGACCAGGACGCCCGGCUCUUCUUCAUGGAGGGCUGGGCCGAGGGCCCGCACUUUGAGCUGUACAAGCUGCUGAGCGACAAGCAGCCGCUGCUCCGGGCACAGUUGAGGGCUCUGGGCCGGCUCCUCUGCUUCACCCGGGCCUAUGUGGGCCUCUCGAAGACCACCACCUGGUACCAGUACGGCUUUGUCCAGCCGCAGGGCCCCAAGGCCAACAUCCUGGUCUCGGGCGGCGAGAUCCGCCAGUUCGCCCGGGUGCUGGUGGAGCGGCUGAACGUGAGCGGGGCGGGCGGGGGGGACGGGGCGGCCGGCCGGGGCCCCGCCGGCGAGGAGUACAUUGUGGUCUUCAGCCGGACCCUGAACCGCCUGAUCCUGAAUGAGGCGGAGCUGCUGCUGGCCCUGGCCCGGGAGUUCCAGAUGAAGACCAUCACGGUGUCCCUGGAGGACUUCCCCUUUGCCGACGUGGUCCGGCUGGUCAGCAACGCCUCCAUGCUGGUCAGCAUGCACGGGGCCCAGCUGGUCACCUCCCUCUUCCUGCCCCGGGGGGCCGCGGUGGUGGAGCUUUUCCCCUACGCCAUCAACCCGGAGCACUACACCCCCUACCGAACCCUGGCCACCCUGCCCGGCAUGGACCUGCAGUACGUGGCCUGGCGGAACACCAUCGGCGAGAACACGGUCGCCCACCCGGACCGGCCCUGGGACCAGGGCGGGAUCGCCCACCUGGACCCAGCGGAGCAGGAGCGGAUCCUGCAGAGCCGCGAGGUCCCGCGCCACCUCUGCUGCCGCAAUCCCGAGUGGCUCUUCCGCAUCUACCAGGACACCAGGGUGGAUCUCCCUUCCCUGAUCCAGGCCAUCCGGGGGAUCGUGAAGGCCCGGCCUGGUGCCCGGAAACCCAGGGGGGCAGGCGGCCUGUACCCGGGCAAAGUCAGGGAGGCCAGGUGCCAGACGUCGGGGCGGGGGGCGGCCGAGGCGCGGCUGAGCGUGUCCUGGCAGAUCCCCUGGAACCUCAGGUACCUGAAGGUCAGGGAGGUGAAAUACGAGGUGUGGCUCCAGGAGCAGGGGGAGAACACCUACAUGCCCUACAUCCUGGCCCUGCAGAACCACACCUUCGCUGAGAACAUUAAGCCCUUCACCACGUACCUGGUGUGGAUCCGCUGCAUCUUCAACAAGACCCUCCUGGGGCCUUUCGCAGACGUGCUCGUGUGUAGCACCUAGCCCCGCUCGCCAGCUCCCCAGGAGCGCUUUGACCUGGGCCCCCUCUUUCCCUCCUUCCCCUCCCUCCCUUCCUCCUUCCCUCUUUCCUUCCGUUCCUCUCUGCCACCUCCUCGCUGGUGGUUUCCCAAACUCACUGAGAAACCAAACUCACUGACUGUAUUUAUUGACGGGGCUGAAGAUGCUAGACCUACGGCAGUGCCUAAGUGUCUGUUUAUUGCAUUUAGUGUGUGUGUUCUUAACAAUCCUCUUUUCAUUGGUGAGCCUGGCCCCUGUCUUCCCCUCCCCUUCUCCCUUAGGAGCCAAACGAGUCUCUCUGCCCCUACCCCCAACCCCACACCUCCCCUCCCAGCAUCUGUGUUUCCAGACAAGUACCUUUUUCCCCCGGAAGCCAGGGAAAUGGCGAGGGGAAAGCAGGAGAGACAGUCACAAUAUCCUUCUUUGGGCAAGUGAUCUUGAACCCUGCUGUUUACUGGGGAGGCCCUGGGCCCAAGAUCCAAGUCUGUGGAGGUGGAGGAUUUUCCUCAGCUUUUUCCCAUGAAAAAUGAAAUUUUCCUGUAGCCUAAUCAAAGGAUGUGUUGUUGGAACAUUCAUUAAAUGGUUAUAAACAUC